AUGAAUGAACCUGGUGUGAUUAAAAAAUUAAAUGAAGACGUAGUUAAUCGAAUAGCGGCCGGCGAAAUUGUGCAACGGCCGGCUAACGCUUUAAAAGAAUUAAUUGAAAAUAGCUUGGAUGCUAAAUCGACAAAUAUAAUUAUUACCGUCAAAGCAGGUGGCUUAAAAUAUUUACAGAUACAAGAUAAUGGAACGGGUAUUAGGAGUGACAAUUUGGAUAUAGUGUGUGAAAGAUUUACUACUUCAAAGUUAAGAGAAUACGAGGAUUUACAAGCUAUCACCACAUAUGGCUUCAGAGGAGAAGCCCUUGCAAGCAUCAGUCACAUUGCCCACCUUACUAUUUUAACUAAAACAGCAAACGAUAAAUGUGCUUACAAAGCUUCCUAUGAAAAUGGCAAACUUAAAGGACCUAUAAAGGCAUGUGCAGGUAAUAAUGGAACUCAAAUAACAGUAGAAGAUCUAUUUUUUAAUGUGAUAGCUCGUAAAAGAGCUCUCCGCAGUCCUAAUGAAGAAUACACUCAUAUAAUGGAGGUAGUAGGUGGAUAUGCUAUACAUAACAGCCAUGUGGGGUUCACUCUGAAAAAGUUUGGUGAAAAUACAGAUAUAAAGACACCUAUAAAAUCAUCCGUUGUGGAAAAUGUUAGGAUUAUCCAUGGUAACUCAAUAGCUCGGGAGUUACUUGAGAUACAACUAAAGGAUGAUAUGUUAACACUUUCUCUUCACGGUUACAUAACUAAUGUGAAUUAUUCGCACAAGAAGGGCACCAUGCUUCUGUUCAUUAAUCAUAGAUUGGUUGAUUCACCAUCCAUACGUAAAGCAGUUGAUUCUGUAUAUGCAACAUAUUUGCCAAAAAAUGCACACUCUUUUGUUUACCUCAGCAUUGAAUUAGAUCCAAAAAACAUAGAUGUGAAUGUCCAUCCAACCAAACAUGAAGUACAAUUUUUAUAUGAGGAACAAAUAAUAGAAAGAAUAAAAACUGUCAUAGAAAGUAAACUGCUCAGCUGUAAUUCUUCUAGAGUUAUGUACACUCAGGCGAGACUUCCUGGUGCGACAAAAGUUGAAGAAAUAGUCAAGAAAACAACAGAUGGAGCAAAAGUAUAUGCUAAAGAUUUGGUACGAGUUGACUCGGAUGCACAGAAAUUGGACAAAUUUUUCCGAACAGUACAAAAACCGACCAAUGUGGUUGAAUCAAAUGUGGUAACUGAUGAAAUACCAGCUGAUGUUGAAAUGGAAGAUAUUCAAGAUAUCGUUUUAGAGAAACAAGUAGACGAUCUAGAAAAUUCUAUAAUCUCAGAACCGAAUGAAUAUAAAAGUAGCACAGAUAGAAUCAAACCAGCUGUUCUAGAUAGUAAUAUUUCAUACAUUGAUCCAAAAGAAUCUUUCAAGACGAGAACAUUCCAGUAUGAGAGGGUAGAAACUAAAUUAACAAGUGUUAAACAGUUGAGAUUGGAUGUGGAAAAUAAUUGUAAUAUGAAUUUAAGAGAAAUAUUGGCUAAUUUAAUAUUCAUAGCGUGUAUUGAUAGUCACAGGUCACUGAUACAGCAUUCUACUAAAUUGUAUUUAUGUGAUACCACGCGAAUAACGGAGGAGUUAUUUUAUGAGACAAUAUUGUAUGACUUCCAAAAUUUGGGAUUAAUAAAGUUAUCAAAUCCUCUACCGUUACAAGAAUUGUUCAUGUUAGGUUUGAGCACGCAAGAGUCACAAUGGGACCCUGAAUUAGGUGACAUGCAAGAUAUGGCCAAGCAGAUGACUCAGCUACUAGUGAGCAAGCGUGCGAUGCUCUAUGAAUAUUUCUCACUACAAAUAAACGAGAGUGGCGAAUUACUGGCUCUACCUUUACUUCUCGAUGGUCACACACCAUUUAUGGGUGCUUUACCAACAUUUCUAGUUCAACUUGUUACAGAAGUUAACUGGAGUUCAGAAAAAGAAUGUUUCGAUACAUUUAGUAGACAAACAGCCAUAUUUUACUCUCAACCAAACCCAGAUGAUAAUGAAGAUGUUUUAAAAUCUGAAAUGUGGAAACAAGAACAUAUAAUAUUCCCUGCUAUUAGAAGAAAUUUUCUUCCACCCACAAGUUUUAUUGGUAAUGGAGCUAUAUUACAAAUAGCAAAUCUAUGUGAUCUUUAUAAAGUAUUUGAACGUUGUUAGUUUUAAGUGAUAAUUUUAUAUUUAAAAUAAACUGAAGAACGAAUAAAU
Messenger RNA from Melitaea cinxia (Glanville fritillary), 2196 nucleotides. It is a transcript of the gene Mlh1, whose product is annotated as DNA mismatch repair protein Mlh1. The record is from RefSeq and is a predicted model, not a curated record. Gene Ontology annotation, biological process: mismatch repair. The transcript has 11 exons. Gene Ontology annotation, cellular component: MutLalpha complex. Bases 1 to 2148 code for a protein of 715 amino acids. Gene Ontology annotation, molecular function: ATP hydrolysis activity; ATP-dependent DNA damage sensor activity; mismatched DNA binding. Lineage: Eukaryota; Metazoa; Arthropoda; Insecta; Lepidoptera; Nymphalidae.